UGAUUCGGUUCUUGACGUACACAAUCGAAUCUUUGAACACUUUGCUGAGGGAGUUUUAAGCUACUUUUACUCGUGAAUUCUGUCUAGCUACCUCGACAGGGAUGUCUGGUGCAGGCUGGGAGAAGCAGAAGGAUUGCAGUGAGCAGCAGAAAGUGAGAAGAAGAGCACUACAGGCACGCCAUCGAGCCACACUAUCCAGCCUGUUUGAGACACUUAAAAACACAGUGUGCCCUUUAAGUCAGACCACUCAAAAUACAGAGGGUUCUUCAAAUCAAAGAACUCAUGCAAAGUGGAAGAUCCUUGAUCAUGCCAAAGGGUUUCUACUCGAGAAAGAGGCUUACCUCAGCAAACUCCUGGUUCUGAAGGAGGUUUAUUUGGUUGAUGCUAAAGGACCCAAGAACUUAGAAGAGGUGCGAGAACAGUACAGAAGGCUGUAUUCUAAAGGCUCUAUUCACAGUGGAAGACAAAACCAUAAAGCUUGCGUGCCUGAUAUGGAUGAGGGUCCUGAGAGCAGUGAUGAAGACUAUACUGAUGAAGAAGUAGAUGAGCUAUCACAGUCCCAGUCCUCUGGAACAUCAAUUCCUAACAUCCAAGAGUUUGAAGGAUAUCUCCUUUUCUACAGGGAGACUCUGGAGCUCCUCCUGAGCAGUGGAGUGCUCUCUCAAGGCCAGGUGACUCUUCCUGUAGUGUCUGAAGCUAUCUCAGGGCUGUGGAGCUCCCUUUCCCCACAGCAGAGAGCAGCAGUGCGACAGCGAACUCUGGAACAGAGCUCUGACUCAUGGGAUGUUAAAGAUAAUAAUACUACCAUUGCACAUUUCACCAGUGUAAAUUCCUCUGGACCUUCUACCCUCAAGGAGGAUCUACUCCAGGAUGCCUGUGAUGUGGUGCAGAGAGACUUGGAUGCAGCUACAGCCAACAGUGCUGCAGUUCUGCAGAAGUGUGACUAUGAGAGGCUGAAACAAAUCUACAGGGACAUCCUGAGCUUCAUCAGAAGCCACAUGGCUGAUGGUCAGGAACUUACACAGGAUCUGUCUCAGGAAGACGACUAUGAAGAACUUUUCCUAAGGUGCUCAGAAAGCUUUGAUGAAGAUUUCUAGUUAGCUUAAAAAAAUGGUUGUUGUGUAGUGCAUUAUUAUUAAUAUGAAUUUAAUUUUGUUCUGGCUUUAAAAGUUUAGUUAUUAGCAGUCUUGCUUUAAAAAAAAAAAAAGAUUAUUCCCAGUCUUUUAACAGUGACAUUGUAAUGUGCAGUACUGAUCACAUUUACCUGGAUUUCUCCGUAUGGCCUUAUUAUUCAGUGGAAAAUGGCUUACAUGGCUGUUAUUUAUAAUUAAGUAUAAUUAAUAUAUUUAAAUGUAAUCUAUUACAUUGAAAUUUUCAAUUGUUUGUUUGACAAAAGUAUAAACGCCUGGUUUACAUGCAGUGCAAUAAUUUGAUCUACAUGACCUAAUGGGGGCACUCUGAUUUCCUACAAAGAAGCUAAAGGUGUUUGCAUUAGCUAGACAAUAUUCUGACUCGAAUCCAGUACAACAUUGUUUAAUGAAUGAUUUAGAAAUUUCAAGUCCAUCAUAGUUAACCUACUAAACCUGGGGAACUGAAGAAAAGUUGCCAAGAGGAACCGGCCAGAGCUAGGAUGCAUCAAAGCUAUAACUGCCAACAACAACUUUGCAACAUAAUCCUCUUAAUAAUUUCUGGUGUUCAUUUAUUCAGUCAUUUUCAAGUUUUACCACCGCUUUAUCCAGGUCAGGAUCAAGGUGGGUCUGGCUUCCCUGGAAUCACUGGGGGCAAUGAAGUUACACACCCCAGACAGGAUGUCAAUCCAACACGCUGCCACGGCCAUCCUCAACCAUACAUACAUAGCCAAUCAUGACUGUAUGUAGACACCUGACCUGCUGAUAGCACCGCUGGGGAUUCGAACCUUAAAACCCUGUGGUGGUGGGCUAGUGUAAUUUACUGCAGUACCACUUGAAUGCUUAUAUAGUUUAUGUAAAAUUUUACCAAAUCACGCCCAGUAAUUCUAGGGAAGCCUCACCUGCCGUGACCCUGAUCGGGAUAAAAGCGUUGAUAAAACAAAAUCUAUUAUUGUUAUAAUUUAUUAGUUUGCUAUAUAUUUGACUUAAUAGGGUUUAAGAACACAUAACAUUUUGCUACAGAAUUGUGUGUAACACUACUGCAGGAAAACUGAUAACAUUUAAAUGUAAUGCCAGGUCCUGACUGGAUUAUCGUUUACUCUUAUCCUCCCUCUACAGCUACCCGAGAAAUACCAGAGGGCAAAAACAGGUGCAAAUGUCCUAUUUCAUACAAUCAGAUACACAAUAUCAAAAAGAAGAACAUUUCUAUUUAGAAACACUUUUUUAUUUAGGUAGAAGAAAUCCUGCUAUUCUGCACACGUAUUUCUAGUCACACUCACACAGAAACACACACACACAAACCCUGUCUGGAUGUAUCAGAAAUUUUACACUACAAAACGAUGGGCAAUCAUUUUUUCCAAAGUAAAAGUGCAACACAAUGUGAUUUCAGUAACAGUGGCAAGUCACAUUUAGGUUUUCUUCAUUUUAUACAAAUGUAUGAUGCUGUAAAGCAGUGAAUCCCAACGACUGGCUCAAGAAAAUGCAUCUAAAGAACAUUUCUUACUGCUGUUAUGAGUUUUUCUGAGUUUUGUUAAGACAGUAAAAUGCUUUUAAAAUGAAAAGUAACACCAAUUAUACAGCACACUGCACAAGCACCAACGGCAGCCAAUCCCUACAUGCCCUUAAAAAGUCAAACAAUGUGCUACAUCAGCCACUUGUCACCUCCUUGUGUGAAUGCAGUCUAAUGUAUUUUAUCCUCUUACACUUUUAAAACAUUUUUAUGCAUCUUUCCCUUUUUCCUCCCAAUUUAAUCAUAUCCAAUUACCCAGUAUCUCCUCUACUGCUGCAGAUGUCGACACUGCCCAAGGAGGGCUGUACCUAACACACCCCUCGCCGACAUGCGUGCAGUUGCCAACCACUUCUUUUCACCUGCCCAAAGCGGGUUCACACAGGAAUCAGUAUCACCUACUGAUCUCCAUUAUUCCAUCUCUGUGUACGCAUCAGUGACCAGCCAGCAGAGGCCGUAAGUGCAGCAGCAAUGAGGAAUCCUGUCGGCCCACCAACCCUCAGACAUGGUCAAUCAUGUCUGUGUAAGGCGCCGGGGCUGGCCGAAAGCAGAGCUGAGAUUCUAAUUCAAGAGCUCAAGAUCCCAGCAGUAGUGGACCAGUGUGUUAGACACCUAUGCCGUAUUAUACAAUAUCAUACAACCAGAUCUUCAUAACGAACUUCAAAUGUUUUAACCUCUUACCAAGGAGUUUGUGCAGUUUUGUUAGCUGUGUAAAGAGUAUUGGGACAUAUUAAAUACCUGUUAUUAAAUCUAGACAGAAGUUUAAAAGCAAAAUAAUGUAAUAUGUUAAACGUUACAUUAAAAAGAAAAAGGGAGGGUACAAGGCUUAGAGUUACAUGGAUUUGAUUCAGAGUUUUUGUAUGCACGGUUGGUCUGGAUUGUCAUUAACAAUAGGCCGAAUAAAGCCGCUGCCAAACCAA
This is a messenger RNA of Trichomycterus rosablanca, 3554 nucleotides long. Its product is annotated as stimulated by retinoic acid gene 8 protein-like. The transcript is spliced from 9 exons. Bases 102 to 1097 code for a protein of 331 amino acids. Gene Ontology annotation, biological process: oogenesis; spermatogenesis; meiotic cell cycle. Lineage: Eukaryota; Metazoa; Chordata; Actinopteri; Siluriformes; Trichomycteridae. Gene Ontology annotation, cellular component: nucleus. The record is from RefSeq and is a predicted model, not a curated record.